CUCAGACGCCAGUCCUAGGCUCUCUUCUAGUGCAGCGCGUGCUCGGGAGCAGCUGGAAGGCUGAGUCCCAGGGCUGGACGGAAGGUGUAGUUGGGGACGCAGUAGCCGGCCCGGGAGUCCAGCUUUUGGGACACUCGGAAAGUCAGGCCAGUUGGGGGAAAGAAACCGAGGACAGCUGAGCGAUCAUCUGGGAAGAAGCUGGGCCGCAGGAAACUUUAUCUGAAGGUGGAGGCAGUCUCCACUCCGGAGCGUUGAGGGGACCCGCAGGGAGCAGCGGCGGGAGGGCGGGGAGGGGCGGGGAGGGCGCAAGGCGGAGCCGGGAGCCGGGCCAGGCAGCGGGGGCCCGGGCGGGCCGCAGAUCCCCGAGGCUCCCGCAGCCGCGGCAGGACCGGCCAGCGGCGCCAUGGAGGGGAGCCCCAUCCCGGUGCUGACGGUGCCCACGGCGCCCUACGAGGACCAGCGGCCGGCCGGCGGGGGCGGGCUGCGGCGGCCCACAGGGCUCUUCGAGGGUCAGCGCAACUACCUGCCCAACUUCAUCCAGAGUGUGCUGUCGUCCAUCGACCUGCGCGACCGCCAGGGCUGCACUAUGGUGGUGGGCAGCGACGGCAGGUACUUCAGCAGGACGGCCACCGAGAUCGUGGUGCAGAUGGCAGCGGCCAACGGGAUUGGACGGCUGAUUAUUGGGCAGAAUGGCAUCUUGUCGACACCUGCAGUCUCCUGCAUUAUUAGGAAGAUCAAGGCAGCUGGUGGAAUCAUCCUCACGGCCAGCCACUGUCCUGGAGGACCAGGGGGAGAGUUUGGAGUGAAGUUUAAUGUUGCUAAUGGAGGUCCUGCACCAGAUGCUGUCUCAGACAAAAUCUACCAGAUCAGCAAAACAAUUGAGGAAUACGCCAUAUGUCCUGAUCUUCGAAUUGACCUAUCUCGACUAGGAAGACAAGAAUUUGACCUGGAGAACAAGUUCAAACCAUUCAGAGUGGAGAUUGUGGACCCCGUCGACAUCUAUCUCAACCUUCUUCGGACCAUCUUUGACUUUAAUGCCAUCAAGAGUUUGCUCACUGGGCCUAGCCAGCUGAAGAUCCGAGUUGAUGCCAUGCAUGGAGUUAUGGGACCCUAUGUGAGAAAAGUUCUGUGUGAUGAACUGGGGGCCCCAGCCAACUCUGCAAUAAACUGUGUCCCACUGGAAGACUUCGGAGGGCAGCACCCAGACCCAAACCUGACCUAUGCAACCACGCUUCUGGAAGCCAUGAAAGGGGGAGAAUAUGGAUUUGGAGCUGCAUUUGAUGCUGAUGGGGACCGUUAUAUGAUCCUUGGCCAAAAUGGCUUCUUUGUGAGUCCCUCAGACUCUCUGGCCAUCAUCGCCGCCAACCUCUCUUGCAUUCCGUAUUUCCGUCAGAUGGGGGUUCGAGGGUUUGGAAGGAGCAUGCCAACCAGCAUGGCUCUGGACAGAGUGGCUAAGUCAAUGAAGGUCCCUGUGUAUGAGACCCCUGCUGGAUGGAGAUUCUUCUCAAAUCUGAUGGACUCCGGACGAUGCUCUCUGUGUGGAGAAGAGAGCUUUGGCACUGGAUCUGAUCACCUCCGAGAGAAAGAUGGCCUCUGGGCUGUGUUGGUCUGGCUGUCCAUUAUUGCUGCCCGGAAGCAGAGUGUGGAGGAAAUUGUUAGAGAUCAUUGGGCAAAAUAUGGCCGCCACUACUACUGCAGGUUUGAUUAUGAGGGACUGGAGCCCAAGGCGACCUAUUACAUCAUGAGGGACCUGGAGACUCUGGUUACAGACAAGUCCUUCAUUGGCCAGCAGUUUGCUGUGGGGAGCCACAUUUACAGUGUUGCAAAGACAGACAGCUUUGAAUAUGUGGACCCCGUGGAUGGCACCGUGACCAAGAAACAGGGCCUGAGGAUCAUUUUCUCGGAUGCAUCACGGCUCAUAUUCCGGCUCAGUUCCUCCAGCGGUGUGCGGGCCACCAUCAGACUGUAUGCGGAGAGCUACGAGAGGGAUCCCAGUGGUCACGACCAGGAACCACAGGCGGUGCUGAGUCCUCUCAUGGCCAUCGCACUGAAAAUAUCCCAGAUUCACGAGAGAACUGGCCGGAGGGGCCCCACGGUCAUCACCUGAGCACAGGACGGAGGAACACCACGAGAGACGCUUCACUGGGCCUUCUUGCUUCCUGUUUGUGCCUCUUAGGACUUUGGAAAAAACGAAAGCUAUUUUGCU
Messenger RNA from Onychomys torridus (southern grasshopper mouse), 2206 nucleotides. It is a transcript of the gene Pgm5, whose product is annotated as phosphoglucomutase 5. Gene Ontology annotation, molecular function: magnesium ion binding; phosphoglucomutase activity. Lineage: Eukaryota; Metazoa; Chordata; Mammalia; Rodentia; Cricetidae. Gene Ontology annotation, biological process: striated muscle tissue development; myofibril assembly; carbohydrate metabolic process. Bases 404 to 2107 code for a protein of 567 amino acids. The transcript has 11 exons. The record is from RefSeq and is a predicted model, not a curated record. Gene Ontology annotation, cellular component: cell-substrate junction; adherens junction; cytosol.